Messenger RNA from Liolophura sinensis, 621 nucleotides. Its product is annotated as putative epidermal cell surface receptor. The transcript is spliced from 5 exons. NCBI's taxonomy places the organism in Eukaryota, Metazoa, Mollusca, Polyplacophora, Chitonida, Chitonidae. Bases 39 to 545 code for a protein of 168 amino acids. The record is from RefSeq and is a predicted model, not a curated record. Gene Ontology annotation, molecular function: protein binding.
UCAUAGAGUGUCUGGAGCGGUUAUACGCACUGGUCAAAAUGCUGUCUCUGUGUUUGGUUAUCGGCUUGAUGUUCGCGGGCUUGACGCUCGGUCCGGUCAAAGCGACCACACCGGCCCCGUUCACGAUGUGUGAAUAUAAAGGAGCUUACUACAGUCUAGGGCAACAAUGGCAAGAUGGCCCCUGUGACCAAUGCUACUGUAUGUCCAUAGCCGCCAAUGUGUCCAUUUGUCAAAAGUCCUGUCCCACGUUCACGUUUAUGCCAAGUCAGUGUAAAGCGGUGACACCGGCGGGAAAGUGCUGCCCAGAAGUCUCGUGUGAAUCCUCCAAGAAAUGUGUGUAUAAAGGCAAAUUCUACAACGAAAACCAGACUUGGAAUGAUGGGUGCGAUGCCGUCUGCACAUGCGUAAGUGCGUCGACGCGCCUUGUCCAAUGUAGAACCAGGUGUCCGCAGUUCACAGGAAUUCCCGCCGGCUGUAACCUGGUUCCUCCCGUCGCUGGAGAAUGCUGUUCCUCCAUCCACUGUGACGGUAACCCCGUGGGGUGAGCAAGCUGUAAAACAUCUGCUAUGCUGCAGUAUAUGGAAAUAAAGUGUAUUGUAAACCUCUCAGAAAAGUGUAAAA